CUUGCGAAGAACGAAAUCCCGUCAACUCCUACACGACCAGCCAUGAUAUGACAGUAUCCUCCUGGGUCUCGCAGACCCAAAGAUGGCCGUCCCUGAGCCAGCCUUCACCUUCACAAUCCCCUCCAUCCACGACGACACGCCGCUCGACUGCAGAAUCUACCACCCUGCAGCACUCCUCGACGCGCCCGCCGCAGGUUCGCAUAGGUGGACCAAGAGCGGAACGGUGAUAGCGCAUCCGUACGCUCCUUUAGGCGGUAGCUACGACGACCAUGUUGUCGGCAUGGUGGCCGACGAGCUGUUGAAGGAGGGGUUUGUGGUGGGCACGUUCAACUUUAGAGGAGCUCAUCACUCAAAAGGCCGCACGAGCUGGACCGGGAAACCCGAACUCGACGACUACAUCUCCUUCGCCGGCUUCCUAAUCCACUACCUCGACCUCCUCCAGCUCCAGUCACCCCCUCCCGUUUCCAAACCCACAAUGCCCUCUGCAUCUAGAUCUCCUAUAUCGCCCGAGAAACUCCCGUCCAAACCAAAAGAAAACCUCCCGGAGAAAGCCCUCAUCCUCCUCGCCGGCUACUCCUACGGCUCCCUAAUAACCAAACACCUCCCCCCCACCGCCCAACUCCUCUCCCUCUUCUCCCGCCCCACCCCCGGCUCCGCCGCCGCAGAGAUCCUCCUCCGCGCCCACACCCUCGCCGCCCAGUUCAACCGCGAGCUCGCCGCCGCCCACCAGUCCGCGAAAAAGCACAGCCACGAGCCGCACCCGGUGAAAAUGGGCGGCGAAGAAACACCCCCCGACCUGCGGCGCUCGAGCCGCGAAGUGCGCCGCUCCUCCGAGCACGCGCGGAGCUUCGAGCUGCCGCACGGCAUGCGCUCGCUGUCCCUGCGGCGGAAGCGGGGCGCGUCGCAGCAGUCGCAGGAGAACGGGCUAGCAGUGAUCGAGUCGCGCGUUUCCGCGUCCACUGCCCCCUCUCCUGCGCCCAACCUCAAACAACGCGAGAGCGAGAACGACGCGCGCCCGGCGACGAGCACGGCGUAUCUGCUUAUCUCGCCGGUUCCACCGCCGCUGUCGACGCUCAUGAUCCCGGGUAUUGGGCAUAAGUUCUGGAAUAAGCAUAAGGAGCACCAGGGCGAGACGAUUGUGCAGCGGCCUACGCUGGCGCUGUUUGGCGAUGCGGAUGGGUUUGUAGCGGUGCGGAAGUAUCGGCAGUGGGCGGCGAAGCUAGCGGCGGAGCCGGGGUCGCGGUUCGAGUACGGGGAGGUUGGCGGCGCGGGGCAUUUUUGGCAUGAGGAGGGGGUGGAGGGGAAGCUGAGAGAGAACGUGCAGAGGUGGGUUGGGGGGUUGGGGCGGGAUUAGAGGUUAGAAAAAGGAUGGGAUGUGAAGGUAGGAUAGAUACAUCGCAAACUUCUAAGAAGAAAGCCAGGCCAAGAGUAAAACAUGCAAUGCAACAUUCCAAAAGAAAAACCGGGUCAAGAGUAAAAGGCUGUUUUUCGUUACUGCAUGUUGUAGUGUCGCAUAUCCUGUGCUGUGUCAAAUAACCCCCAGCAUAUCCCGAUCAACUGACCCUUCGCUCGCUAUGCAACCUACCCAACCCAAUGUCAUUCCCAAACUCAUAAAGUAUGCAUAAUAACCUCCUAUCCUACAAUAAAAUACCUUCUAGCCGUAUCAAGCACCUAGCACCCCUCGCCCUUGAUA
Molecule: messenger RNA, 1693 nt
Organism: Mytilinidion resinicola
Lineage: Eukaryota; Fungi; Ascomycota; Dothideomycetes; Mytilinidiales; Mytilinidiaceae
Exons: 2
Coding region: 83-1354 (423 amino acids)
Source: RefSeq, a predicted model, not a curated record